UUCAAAAUUAAAAUAAAAAUGUUUUUGUUUUUGGAGAUGGGAGAUCAAUUCAAAAAAAUACCAUGUAUGAUGAGCAUAAAAGCUGCAUAACCAUGGCAUGGGGUAUAAUUUGUGGGGUAAUUUACCGUCCGUUAUGGGUGGAACCUUACCACUGCCCGUCGUCGCGUUUACACCAGAAGGCAGCAUUCAGUUGCGCGGACGCCAUUUCUUCAUAAAUACAGACCCCGCCAGGCUGUUUACCAUGCGAAUUCUAUCGGCGUGUAUUAAAUGUUCUUGUUUUUUGUGCCGACUUGUUGGUUGAGUAGUUCACCGGAGUUUUGCGGAGUUCUCCAAGUUUUUUUUUGUUGUUGUUGACAUUCUACAGUUUAGCUGAAACCAAUGUCUAGAAUUUCAGACUCCUAGGUUUUAUUUUAUUUUUUUUUGAAUUUCGGCGAUAAAUUUGUUGUCAUCCCGGAGACCUUUGAUUUUUUCUAGAUCUCAAAUUGGGCUUCAUUCCAUUCAGAUUUAUUGAUUUGAGGAGAAACAGGGUGGGAAAGGGACAUUUUUGGUGGUGCAUGAGUAGUUGAUUCAGCUGCUUUGAUGCUGUGAUUUUUUGCACUUGCAGAGAUGGUUGGAAGUGCUGAAGGAGAAAGCGGUCAUUUGCUCCUCAAUGGGUCCGUUCGAGCUGGAAAUGGUUCCAUUGAGGAGAAAGUGGACGAGCUUCGGCGUUUAUUUGGGAAAGCAGAUGGAGAUCCAUUGAGGAUUGUGGGUGUUGGGGCGGGGGCGUGGGGCAGUGUUUUCAUAGCAAUGUUGCAAGACGCAUACGGCGGGGUUAGGGAUAAGGUUCAGAUUAGGAUAUGGCGGAGGGCAGGUAGAGGGGUUGAUAGAGCCACUGCCGAGCACCUAUUUGAGGUGAUCAAUUCAAGGGAAGAUGUGUUAAGGAGGCUGAUAAGGCGGUGUGCGUACUUGAAGUAUGUAGAGGCUAGGUUAGGCGAUAGGACAUUGUACGCAGAUGAGAUUUUGAAGGAUGGGUUUUGUUUGAAUAUGAUCGACACGCCCCUUUGCCCUUUGAAGGUUGUCACCAAUUUGCAGGAGGCUGUGUGGGAUGCUGAUAUUGUCAUCAAUGGGUUGCCAUCAACCGAAACUGGCCAAGUGUUUGAAGAAAUUAGUCGGUAUUGGAAGGAAAGGAUUACCGUUCCUGUCAUUAUAUCUUUGGCAAAAGGGAUUGAAGCCGAGUCGGAGCCUGAACUGCGACUAGUUACCCCCACUCAGAUGAUCAAUCGAUCAACUGGAGUACCCAUUGAGAACAUCCUAUACCUUGGGGGGCCUAAUAUUGCUUCUGAGAUUUACAACAAAGAAUAUGCUAAUGCUCGUAUAUGUGGUGCUCAGAAAUGGAGGAAAGUGCUGGCAAAAUUUUUGAGACAACCACACUUUAUUGUUUGGGACAAUUGUGACCUUGUGACCCAUGAGGUUAUGGGUGGUUUAAAGAAUGUCUAUGCCAUUGGGGCUGGUAUGGUAGCAGCUCUUACAAAGGAGAGUGCCACGAGCAAGUCAGUAUACUUUGCACACUGUACAUCUGAGAUGAUAUUUAUUACUCAUCUUUUGACGGAAGAACCAGAGAAACUUGCAGGUCCUCUCUUGGCCGAUACGUAUGUGACCCUUUUGAAAGGUCGUAAUGCAUGGUAUGGCCAAAAGUUGGCCAGUGGGGAAUUAAGUCUUGAAAUGGGUGAUAGCAUCAAGGGGAAGGGUAUGAUACAGGGAGUUUCUGCAGUAAAAGGCUUCUAUGAGUUGCUCAGCCAGUCAAGUCUGAACAUUCAUGAUUCCGGUGAAAACAAACAUGUUGCCGCAGCUGAACUUUGUCCUAUCUUAAAGACGUUAUAUAAAAUCCUAAUAGUGAGGUACUGCUCUGCUACUUUCCUUCAGUUAGAUUUACUGUGGUUUAAUCUUUUCUAUGACCCAAAGGGUCUUAUUUAUCGGUAGGGGUAAAGUCUGGGACUUUACCGGGCUGUUGUUGUGAUACGGGCCUAACGUUGCACGAGGAGUUAUCGGAUACGGGCCAUGAUGCUAUUCCUGCAACACGUGAAGACCAUGCAGAUUGUGAGGAGGAACGUGAGGAAGUCCAACAGACCGGACGGCCGAAGAGGAACACACGGCGACCUCAACGUU
Molecule: messenger RNA, 2145 nt
Organism: Cuscuta campestris
Lineage: Eukaryota; Viridiplantae; Streptophyta; Magnoliopsida; Solanales; Convolvulaceae
Source: the annotation of a GenBank genome assembly